Molecule: messenger RNA, 1431 nt
Organism: Mollisia scopiformis
Lineage: Eukaryota; Fungi; Ascomycota; Leotiomycetes; Helotiales; Mollisiaceae
Exons: 4
Coding region: 1-1431 (476 amino acids)
Source: RefSeq, a predicted model, not a curated record
AUGUCCUUCUCCAAGAUCUCUGCCCUCGGUGGGCUUGUGGCUUUUGCUUCCAAAGUUGCCGCACAUGGAACAGUCACGGGAAUAGUGGCCGAUGGUGUCUACUAUGAGGGUUACUCCGCAAGCUUCCAAUAUCUCCAAACUCAGCCAAAGGUUGUUGGAUGGUCAAUCCCAGAGGAUUUGAGCAACGGUUUCAUUGCUCCAGACGCAUACAACUCCAGUGAUAUCAUCUGUCACUUGGCUGCUACCAAUGCACAGGCCUCCGCACCUGUCAAAGCUGGAGGUAUCGUUGAGCUGCAAUGGACUGCUUGGCCAUCAUCUCACCAUGGCCCUGUCAUUGAUUACCUCGCUAACUGCAAUGGCGACUGCUCAACCGUCGACAAGACCACUCUUGAAUGGUUCAAGAUUGAUGCUCAAGGUCUCUAUGAUGACACCACAGUUCCUGGAAACUGGGCAUCCGACACCUUGAUUGCCAACAACAAUUCUUGGUCUGUUACUAUCCCCACCGACAUCGCCUCAGGAAACUACGUUCUCCGACACGAGAUCAUCGCCCUUCACUCGGCUGAGGAAGCCGAUGGAGCUCAGAACUACCCUCAAUGUGUGAACCUCGAGAUCACCGGAACAGGAACCGCCACCCCAUCUGGUACUCUCGGAACCGCCCUGUACUCUGAGACCGAGGCUGGCAUUCUCGUCAACAUCUACGCAUCCCUCUCCACCUACGAUAUCCCAGGUCCAACUCUGUACUCUGGCGCUAUCAGCAUGUCCGAGACCCAACAACCAUCCGCCACCGCCGUCAGCUCUGGCAUAAUCGGAGCAGGAACUGGUGCUGCUUCAGUAGCAUCAACCACCGAAGCUGCCUCAUCAGUUGCGAUCUCAGCAGUUGCAGCCUCUUCCUCAACUUCUUCAGCUGCAGGCGUAGCAGUCACAUCAUCCUCCAUCUCUGGCCUCCCCACCCAAGUAGCCGUCACCUCUGCCCCAUACGGAAACAGCACUGUUCCCACGAGCACCAAGAAGAGCAAAUCAGCAUGCAAAAGCAAAUCCAAGACCACCUCGCCAGCUAUCCUCGGCACCUCAUCUGCCAUCAACGUCGGCGCCGUCGUAACCUCAUCCUCAACUACCAUCACCAACGACUUCACCACCGAGACCUUGGCCGUCACAUCCGCUGACUCGGUCACAAUCGCUACAAGCGCUCCCACCUCCGUAGCUGCUGGCACAAGCUACGACUCCGCGACCGUGGCACGCCGUCACGCCCGCGACUUGGCUGCGCGACAAAUGAACCAGUUCACUGGGUUGGGGGUCAAGGCUACUGGUACUGCAACGGCUGGAUUCGGUGGUCAUCACCACCACCACCAUCCUCAUGGAACGGGUGCUUUUGGUUCGGGGGGGUUUGCGAAGCCUACGGGCAAGAGCCAUUUUAAGGCUGCUGGGUUUUAG